AUCCUUCUUCGUGCCCGUUGCGCCGAAGCUCUUUCUCGAGGGUCAUCGCAACAGCAGUACUUUCUUUUGUCUCAUAUCUGCUUGAUUAGCCCGGUAUUCCACUAUUGCACGUGGACCGUGUGUCCCACGGAGACUCGACCGGCAAAUCAAUCCUCUUCUCUUAUCCUCAAUUCUCCGCUCUUCUUCUCUCCCUCCUUCUCACUUAGCCUUAAUUCUUUCCCCUCUCUCCCUCUCACCAGCAAGGUUCUCUUGAUAAUACACAAUGUCAACCACAAUUUCAUCCAGCCUCACCACCUCCACAACCCAUCCCAAUCCCUCCGCUGCCGCCACGACUACCACCACAACAACAACAACCGCAACCACCACGACCAAAACCCGCCAGACGCGCACCAACCCCUCCCGCACCUCCAAGACGCAAUCCCGCUCCUCUUUCGCCUUCGGCCAUGGCGCCGCCGCCCAUCGCGCCGACAGCAACUCAGCAACCGCCACCCCCAUGCCUCAUGGCUUCUACCCGGCGCUCACACAUUUCACGGACGCCAUCACGGCGCUGCCGCGCGAGUUCCGGCGGCAUAAUUCGCUGCUGAAGGAGGUGGACGCCAAGGCCUGGGCGCUGGAGGACAACCUGCUGCAGCUGCUGAAGGCGAGCGCCGAGUCCCGGCCGGUCGAGAUGAAUGUGGAGGAACAGGUGCAGACCCCCAGACUGGGGGACGAGAUUGGAAUUGGCAUUGGGGGAGUCGAGGGCUUGGGGAUGGGAUCUUUGCCACCCUCAUCGGAAUCCUCCGCGAGCAAAAACCGACGGCUCCUCUUCGAGCGGGUCCGCCAUACCCUCUCCGACCUGAUGAUGACGGCCGAUGAGAAAAACCACGUCAUCUCGAAUGCGAACGAUGAGCUCGAUCGCCAGCUGACUCGCCUCGAUGCCGUCUUCCCCUUCAUUGCGGGCGAGGUCAGUGAUGAGGCGCGGCUGGGGAGCUUAUCACAUUGGGCAUAUUCGAAUCGGUUGGUUGGUGUUGGGGCGGGCGGCGCCAAGACGACGGAGCGUCCUAGGCGCGAGGCUACGGCGUCGGGGAAGUCGGAGUUGACGCAUGGACACACACAUGGGCAUACUGGUCAUGGGCAUGGGCAUGGAACUGGGCAUGAUGCGGAGGGCCCCUCGCGGGGCGACGCUAGACGGGAGGCAGUAAUAGCUAGAAGGCAGCGGCGCGGUGGCGCGGGGGCUGGGCAGGGUCCGGGCCAUGUGGAUUCGGACUUGGACGAUGCGGCUAGGGGUGCUGGAGCGGGGGCUGCUGGUGGCUCGGGUGGCUCGGGUGGGGGUAGGAAGGGAGGGCAGGGUGGAAAGUCCCGAGGAGGAGGAGCUGGUGCUGGUGGCACUGCGGGUGGCCAGGCGGGAGAGCAUGUCGGCGGUGCUGGCCAUGGAGGCAGUACCUCUGGUCAGGCCAAGAGGAGGAAGGUUGAGAGGCCUCCGCCUGUGGAUACGGGGGCUGCGAUGGAGAGGUCGGCCAGCGGCGCGGGCGGUGCUACCGGUGGUGGCUCCGGCCGGGCUGGGUCUAAGGAUGUGGAUGCUACUGGAGGUGCUGGCGGUGCUGGUGCUGGUGCCACUACCAAGAAGAGAUCGCGCGCCCCGAAUGCCAAUGCGGCUUCACGCAAGAGAAACAAUCCGGGCAACUCUGCGGCUGAUUCGCCAGUUCUCGCUCCUUCGCCUGUUGUUGCUGCGGCCACGAUCCCACGCAAUGCGGCCAGUCCGGGUCCUGGCGCGGCACGUCCCCAGUCUUCCCGUGCGCAGCAGAAUGCCGGACACGCAAACAACGGCCGUCAGCGGCCAUCAUCCUCCGCGUCCAAUCGUGUCGCCGGCAACAACAAAUCAACCGAGACGAAGACUGUCAUCAAGGAGAGUACAGCCAAGCCCGAAGCCACCCCCAGCUCGGCCAACGAAACUCCACGGGAUAUGGCAGACGAGGCUGUAGACGUGGCGAAGAUGCCCGUCCCAAUAAGCACGAAGCGAGAAGACACAGACGGCAGCAAACCGACGCCUUCCAUUGAACCGGGCGAUACCCCGACGGCGACAGCGACAACAGCAUCUGGUGGCACCUCAGCUGCCACGGCUGCUGCUGCACCUGCUGCUGCUGCCACUGUUGCACCGGCUCCGAACCCGCCGCCGCCCAAGGGUCGAUCCUCCAAGACCUCCACCCCGGUGCUAUCGACCUUCACCGAAACCAGCACCACCGCCACGACGACGCAACGGGUGCGUCCGACGCGAAGCACGGAUCCCGCUCCCGCAACCACGACGAAACGCUCGCACAAGAAGAACGGCAGCGUGCCGGUGGUGGUGCCGCAGCGGGCGGUGUCGGAGGACGAGGAGUCUCUUCAUGAGGGCGACGACGAGGACGAAGAUGGCGAGCCGCGGUACUGCUACUGCAACGAGAUCAGCUUCGGCGAGAUGGUGGCGUGCGAUAACGAUGCUUGUCCACGGGAGUGGUUUCAUCUGUCGUGCGUGGGGCUGACCAAGCCGCCUGGAAAGAAUGUCAAAUGGUAUUGUAAUGAGUGCAAGGAUAACAUGCGACGGAGUCGUAGUGGGCGUUGAUUCAGCUGGUUAGGGGUAUUGGAGUUGUGGCUGGGUUCCGAUAGAAUUGAGGCAGUAUAUACACCACAAUACAAUG
Aspergillus saccharolyticus JOP 1030-1 is the source of this 2654-nucleotide messenger RNA. RefSeq names its product putative PHD finger domain protein (Ing1). Gene Ontology annotation, cellular component: Rpd3L complex; nucleus; Rpd3L-Expanded complex. The coding region runs from base 263 to 2578 and encodes 771 amino acids. Gene Ontology annotation, biological process: regulation of DNA-templated transcription. The record is from RefSeq and is a predicted model, not a curated record. The transcript has 5 exons. NCBI's taxonomy places the organism in Eukaryota, Fungi, Ascomycota, Eurotiomycetes, Eurotiales, Aspergillaceae.